CUCGGGUCCUAUGAUUGAGGUGUUGCAGGCGAUUCGUUUUGAUGGUGGAGGGACUGACCUUCCUAGACUAGGUCUAUAGUAUAGGGUCAUAGGUUACCCCUCAAAAAAAAAAAAUAUAUAUAUAUAUAAUAAUAAUGCUAAGAAAAUCACUGUGGUCAGAGAUUAAGGUGGUGAGCAGCUUGCUUCACUCUGCUGCAGCUCAAGCUUUGGACCCCAUUCCUACUGCCUCGCCCAGCAGGGAAACGACACAGCACCACGCCCCUGCACGGCCCACUCCAGUUGGCUCACCUUCACAAGAGGCAGGAGAAACCAUGACUUCAAUUUCUCAGUGCUCAAUACUGCCUCGCAAUUUCCAGUGGUUACUGGAGUACUCUCCAGUCUUUCCCAUCAGUGGCUCAAAGGUACGAGUGAUUACUGACCCUAAUGAAUUUUAUAGAGUACUUCUCUCCAGGGCCAGUAGUGCAUCACGUCGAAUAAGUUUGUCUUCACUCUACCUUGGGACUGAAAAACUUGAGAAAGACUUUAUAUUGGCCAUGGAUAAUCGUGCUUCUAUUUGUAAGAACCUUCGUGUGCACUGGCUCUUAGAUUAUACUAGAGGCUCACGUGGUGACUUCAAUUCUAGGAAGAUGCUGCAACCUCUUAUCUGCAAAUACCCAAAAACAUUCACAGUGUCACUUUAUCACACUCCGGACCUACGUGGGUUUCUAAAAUGGAUAAUACCACAGCGCUGGAAUGAAACAAUUGGGCUUCAGCAUAUGAAGCUCUAUGUUUUUGAUGAUUCUCUUCUUAUAUCUGGGGCUAAUCUGAGUAAUGACUACUUCACCAACCGGCAGGACAGGUACUUUCUGUUCGAUGAUUGUCCUGAUCUUGCAGAUUUCUAUCAUAAAAUCAUUGGCACAGUCAGCAAGUUCUCACUGCAGUUGCAAAUGGAUAAUACUACUUCAGUUCUUUCAGAGACACAAGUGCACCCAUUCUUGGGUGAUUAUAAUAAAUACUGUUCAGCUAUGAAAGUGGCCUUACAGAAAGUUUGGACUCAAGAGUGCGGUAAAACGUCAGUCAGAUUGCUUCAGGCUUCAAAACGUCUUGCAGAGAAGGAUUUUAAUAAAUCAGAGGAAUUUUCAGGAGACUCUAAAUUGGACCAAAACAUGGACACUCUAGUGUUUCCAACUUUACAAAUGAGACCUUUUAAUAUUAUGAAUGAUAGUGUGAUAACGAAAAAAUUCUUAGCCACUGCUGAGAGCAAUUCGAGGAUUAAGUUAGCAUCUGGGUACUUUAACUUGACAGAAGAAUACAUGCAGUGCAUCCUCCAGCAGUCUUUAGCUUCCUGCAGUAUUCUCAUGGCUCAUCCCAAGGCCAAUGGAUUCCUUGGGGCUCGUGGGUUUGCUGGGGCUAUUCCAGCUGCUUACACUCAAAUUGCUAAGUUGUUCUUCGAGAGGUUGCAACAUGGAGGCCAGACCAAGCGCAUAUCUCUGUUCGAGUAUCAGAGAACAAAUUGGACAUUCCAUGCUAAAGGACUGUGGUAUUAUGAGCCCUAUCAGUCCUUGCCUUGUCUCACUAUGAUUGGUUCUCCAAAUUUUGGUUGGCGAUCCGUGAAUCGAGAUUUAGAAACUCAAGUUAUUGUGGCGACCAAAAAUUUCGGCCUCCAGAGUGCACUAUAUCACGAACAAGACCGUUUAUUCUGGAAUUCUAGUCCAGUGACCAAACAGACCUUUACCCAGCAGGACCGACUAGUUCCUUACUGGGUGCGCCUGGUCAUGCCUAUUAUUAAAGUGUUUUUCUAACAGCCCUCACUUGUUGUCUUAUAAAAUUUUACAUACUGUACAUUAUUAUAUUGAUGUUGCCCAUGAAGGAAUAUAUUAAUUUAGAUUUUUGUUAAAAAAUGUAUAUAGCUUUUAGUUAUUUAUAAUAAAGGGCUAUAUUUUACAUAAAUUUGU
Procambarus clarkii (red swamp crayfish) is the source of this 1934-nucleotide messenger RNA. RefSeq names its product Phosphatidylglycerophosphate synthase 1 (gene PGS1). The record is from RefSeq and is a predicted model, not a curated record. Gene Ontology annotation, biological process: cardiolipin biosynthetic process. Gene Ontology annotation, molecular function: CDP-diacylglycerol-glycerol-3-phosphate 3-phosphatidyltransferase activity. Gene Ontology annotation, cellular component: mitochondrion. Lineage: Eukaryota; Metazoa; Arthropoda; Malacostraca; Decapoda; Cambaridae.